GCCGUGAAUGUGGGUGGUUGAAUAAUGGUGGUUAGGGCGGACCAUGCCGCUGGAUGGACCCUGUAGUGCGUUCUAUGAGGAAGCUGGAGAGAGCUGAGCGCGAUGGCAUGGGUCCACAUGUCAGGGCUACUGAGGAGGGGUGCUACGCGGGGGAUAGCUUGUUGUUUGGCAAUAGUAUGGAGGUCUGGAAGCGCCCAUCCGUCUUGGCUACGUGGCCGUUGCAGGUGCGCGCGCUGAAGAUGGGCAGAGGGUCGUCCGACUUGGCACGCCGUGGUGCCUCUUCACCAGAAGCGGAAGAUGAGUUGCUCAAACUCAACUGUCCAGUAGGGGGAGGGCGAGAUGUAGGAGGCAAAUUUGGCCUGAACAAUGGCGCGGAGGACGAGCGCCCUGGCCGGUUUAUGGUGGGUCUUUCCACUGGCAUUUUGCAUGCGGGGGAUGGUUGA
Messenger RNA from Aphanomyces astaci, 443 nucleotides. RefSeq lists its product as hypothetical. The coding region runs from base 54 to 443 and encodes 129 amino acids. Lineage: Eukaryota; Oomycota; Saprolegniomycetes; Saprolegniales; Verrucalvaceae. The transcript has a single exon. The record is from RefSeq and is a predicted model, not a curated record.